GGACGGUGGAACGCUGAGGGGAAAAAAGGAAAGUAGGAACAGAAGAAGGGAAAACUCUCAUGGUGGGUACGGUUCGAAGUGGGAGCUGAAAUUGUUAAUAACCGGAUCAACGACAUUUCCUGACCACAGACUUCACCUGAUAAGCAGCGACGGGACAUCUGCGAGCUCAGUCGAUGAAAUGUAUAUGGAAAGUUAGCCGUAGUCGACGUCUGCUGGAGAGGUCUUUGGCCGUUGUUUUGCUGUUAACCUUACACCGCUGAUGAAGAUUGUCUCGGAGACCACUCUGCUUGCGCCGAGCUAGCGCUGACGGGAGAGUUGUGAACCAAAGUCAAGGCAAUUUUGUAGCCGAUUUUGUUGCCAAGUUUGUAUCUUUUGGAUUCCUGCUACCCUGAAAGAAACUUUGUUUCCAGUGACAUAUCGCUGUCGAUGCUACAGUGCCGUGGAACGUGAACAUGGUGGCUGGAAGUUGGUGGAAAAUGUUUAACUCAACGCAGUAUAAGCAUUUGCCACUUAGGAAUAGACUGUUCGCUAAAUAACAACGAAUUGGUGACUUUAUUUCCAUUUGCAGUGCAUAUUGCAGAGCAACGGAUUCAGCUAGCCUAACCAAGGCUUGCCUAAACUAAGCUCCUAACUUACCAGGAGACCCCUUUUCAGCCUUUUAUGGACAACUGCUUGCAAGUUACAUUUCGACUUGGCCGCAGGACAAGUUUUUCAUAGCCCUGUAAAUCACGAUUCACCUUUGAUUUUAGUUAGCCUUACAGAGCACGGGAAGACAAUUAGGCUAUCUUAAGCGCAGCUCAAGAAAUCAAAUGUAGCUUCAUUGGACUGCCGUGCGUUCCUGUUAUAACAUUCACUUGGUUAUGGUUACUCCACGAUGAAUGUUAAGUAACGUGUUGAAACAAACCAUCGAUAAUCUACAUCAGAUUUCCAAUUUGUGGAUUUGAGGAGAGCGACCAAGGCACCGCGCGAUUAGAACUGGAUACAAAAUGGCGGCCUCCCUGGGUCAGAUCGGAUCUGUUUCAUAUUAUCUGUUUUAUUUAAUGUUGUCCCUGGAACUGUUACUAAAAUGCGGAUUGUGCGAAGAUGUACUAUGUGCAACCAACUGUACAUGCACCGGGAAUUCUGUGGACUGUAGUAACUUGGAUUUGACUGAUAUUCCCCAUGACCUGCCAGGAGGGACUAUUUCCAUAAACCUGAGCAACAACAAGCUGACAGCAGUCAAUACGGACAUCCUCUCCAGCCUCCCAAACCUACAAGAAGUACGGCUGGAUUACAACCAGUUGACCAGCAUCCCUUCGUUUGGCGAGGCUUCCUCCCGGAUCGUCACGCUCUACCUGCAGCACAACAAGAUCGGCAGCAUUGAUGGCCGCAAGCUGGCGGAGCUGACGUCUCUGCAGACACUGGACCUGAGCAACAAUGACAUCACCGAGCUGAGGACACACUGCUUCCCCGCCGGCCCGCAGAUCAAAGAUCUAUACUUGAGCAGCAACAAGAUCGUGCACCUGGAGACGGGUGCGUUUGACCAGCUCUCUGGCAGCCUGCAGAUCCUGCGCCUCAGCCGGAACCGCCUCAUGCGCAUCCCCGUCAAGGCCUUCCAGCUGCCCAACCUCACACAGCUUGAGCUGAGCAGGAAUCGUCUGCGUCAGAUCGAGGGCCUGACGUUCCAGGGCCUGUCCCGCCUGGAGGUGCUGAAGCUGCAGAGGAACAACAUCAGCAACCUCACCGACGGAGCCUUCUGGGGCCUCUCCAAGAUGAGGGUGCUCCAUCUGGAGUUCAACAGCCUGAAGGAGGUGAACAGCGGCUCGCUGUACGGCCUGACCUCCCUGCAGCAGCUCUACCUGUCCAACAACUCCAUCGCCCUCGUCAACCCCGACGGCUGGAGGUUCUGCCAGAAGCUCAGAGAGCUGAAUCUGUCCUACAACAACCUGAGCCGCCUGGACGAGGGCAGCCUGGCCGUGCUGGGGGACCUGCACACGCUCCGUCUGGGACACAACUCAAUCAGCCACAUCAACGAGGGAGCCUUCAAGGGCCUCAAGGCCCUGCGCAACCUGGAGCUGGACCACAAUGACAUCUCGGGCACCAUAGAGGACACCAAUGGGGCCUUCACUGGACUGGACGGCCUCCACAAGCUGACUCUGUUUGGAAACAAGAUCAAGUCGGUGGCCAAGAAAGCCUUCUCAGGCCUCAAGGCUCUGCAGCACCUGAACUUGGGUGACAACGCCAUCCGCUCCAUCCAAGAGGAGGCCUUCUCCAUGAUGACCAACCUGCAGACGCUGCAUAUCCAGAGUGACAGUUUCCUGUGUGACUGCCAGCUGCAGUGGCUGCCGGCGUGGCUGUCGGGCCGCGGUCUGACGGGGGCCGUGUCCGCCACCUGUGCCCACCCCGAGAGCCUCAAGGGCACCAGCGUCUUCCAGGCGCCCGCCGACAGCUUCGUGUGUGACGACCUGCCUAGCCCCAAGAUCAUGGUGAAUCCGGUGAGCACGGUGUCGGUGCUGGGUCAGGACGUGCGUCUCAGCUGCACCGCCGCCAGCAGCAGCAGCUCCCAGAUGACCUUCGCCUGGCGCAAGGACCAGGAGCCGCUACGCCACGCCGAGAUGGAGAACUACGCCCACAUGCGCGGCCCCAACGCCCCCGCCGUCAAUGCUAACGCUAACGCCCAGCCUGCCCCCGCCGCCUCGUCUGCCACUGAUGAUGAUGAUGAUGAUGAUGAUGAUGGCACCGCCUCCCCUGUUGCUUCGUCAUCAUCACCCUCGGUGGCCUCAGUGCUGGCGCAGGGCAACGUGAUGGAGUACACCACCGUGCUGCACCUGCGCCACGUCACCUUCGCCCACGAGGGACGCUACCAGUGUGUCAUCACCAACCACUUUGGCUCCUCCUACUCCCAGAAGGCCAAGCUCACCGUCAACGUGCUGCCCUCGUUCACCAAGACUCCCCAGGACCUGACGGUGCGCGUGGGCGCGACGGCGCGGCUGGAGUGCGCGGCCGAGGGCCACCCGCUGCCCCAGAUGGCCUGGCAGAAGGACGGUGGCACGGACUUCCCCGCCGCCCGCGAGCGCCGCAUGCACCUCAUGCCCAACGACGACGUCUUCUUCAUCACCGAGGUCAAGCCCGAGGACGCCGGCGUGUACAGCUGCACCGCGCGCAACUCGGCCGGCGCCGCCUCCGCCAACGCCACGCUCACCGUACUGGAGACGCCCCACCUGGCCCAGGACAUGGAGGACCGCAGCGUGGUGGUGGGUGACACGGUGGCUCUGCAGUGCAAGGCGCUGGGCUCGCCGCCGCCGCGCAUCACCUGGAUCCGGGGCGAGGAGGCGCUGCGGCCCGGCGAGCGCCACCACUUCACGCCCGGCAACCAGCUGCUGGUGAUCCGGCAGGCGGUGCCCGAGGACGCCGGCCGCUACACCUGCCUGAUGUCCAACCCGCUGGGCACGGAGCGCGCCCACUGCCAGCUGAGCGUGCGGCCCCAGGCCCAGGGGCUCUGUCCCAUCUCCUCCUCGCUGCCCGCCGGCACCAUCGCCGCAGGGAUCAUUGUCAUCGCCGUGGUGACCAGCGUGGUGGCCACCUCGCUGGUGUGGGUGUGCAUCAUCUACCAGACCAGGAAGAGGAGCGAGGAGUGCAGCGUCACCAACACAGAUGAGACCAUUGUUCCUCCGGAUGUGCCCAGCUACCUGUCCUCCCAGGGCACGCUGUCCGAGAGGCAGGACGGCUCCAUCAGAGUGGACAGCAGCAGUGGAGGCUCCCAGCCCAACGGACACAUAGACAGCAAUGGCUUCGACCACCCGGUGUGCUCCGACUGCCUGGAGAACUACUCCAAGCCUCCAGACUACCUGCUGCAGAGCCCCACCACCACCACCCCCGCUACCCAGCAGCAGCAGUACCCCGAGUACACCCAGCAGCAGCCACCGCAGCAGCAGCAGCAGCAGCAGCAGCAGCCCAACCACCACCCCGCCGGCUACAUCAGCGUGCCCAUGGGCAACCCCACCCCCCCAGGGCCUCCACUCCCACACAACAACCACACCACCACCACCACCACCACGGUGCCAGGGACAGGGACAGUACCAGUGCCCGUCACCGUGGUGACGAUACCGGCUAACCCCACGCCGGUCACCGUUCUACCCACGGCUGUGCCGCACUGCAACGGCACGCCCAACGGUACGCCCAACGGUCUUCGGCAUCAUGCGGACAUGCAGGCCUUCCCCAGCAACCACGACAGGGUGGCGUCCGCCAAGAAGCACGCAGAGAGCAAAGAGCCCAGCAUCACGAGGACGGGCACAGAGGACUUCCUGCGGCCGGUCAAGCUCUCCCCCUUGACCUCGGUGGACAUCGAGCGCCACCACGAGACGUCAGACUCGCUAACACAGACUCUGCUGUCCAACGGACACGGCCCCCGAGCCAUCCUCCAGAACGAGAGCAGCUCUCUAAGACGAGCCAGCGACUAGCAUACAACCACCCCUGAUCCCCCCCCCCCUUUCACAGAACAGAGAGAGAGAGGGAGAGAGGGAGAGAGAUAAAGAAUGGACAAAAACUCUUUGGACUCUCGAUGACGGCACUGCUGAUGCCUUCUCUCUUUUCUUUUUGUGGAUUUUGGGGUUUUUUUUGCACUGAGAGCUGCUACCUCGGCCUGAUGGAGGAAGAGGAGGAGGAGGAGGAAGAGGUGGGGCAGAGCUCAUCCAGUUUCUCUAAACUGAGGAAGAGGAGGAGGAGGAGGAAGGUGUGUUAGGGUUUGAAGGUUCUGUAUAAAAAGAAGACAAUCCGCACACUUCAGGUCUAUUUUUGUGCAAAGGGACCGAAAGCUUGCAAGUCAAGUAAAGUUUCUUUGCACAAAAAUAGACCUGAAGUCUACGGAUUGUCUUCUGUUUAUACAGAAAUUUCUACUGAAUCCUGCACCUUCUAAACAGAUGAGCGGUGGCCUAUCACAACUUAAGGGUUUGAAGGUUAAAAAAAAAAGCUUGCUUGUGGUGGGACAGUGUCCCAUCGCGAGCGUUGUAGCUGUACAUAGUCUUAAAUCUUCCCAAGGGAGUGUCCGUUUCAUAAAGUGAUGACAGAAAAUAAAGAGACAAAAAAGUGACUUGCAUUUGAAGCAUGCAAAUGUAGUGAAAUACUUGUACAGUAUAAAAAAAAGAGACAGAGUGAUUAUAACAUUGGACAAUGGACUGUACAUAAGAGGUUUCUUAUAAAUAUAUAUUAUAUAUUAUAUCUAACUUUUACAAAGAGUAUUUGGAUUUAUUCUGUGCAUGGUAAAGAGCUGAGUGAUAGUAUUUUUUUGUUUGUUUUUUUCUUUUUUUUCUUUUCCAGUUAACAAGCCUUUACGGCGUUUUGUGUUUUUUUCCCUCUUUCUCUCCGUUUACUGUGGUGCCUUAAAUCAGUGGUUCCCAACCUAUGGGUCGGGAUCCAACCUAUGGGUCGCCAAAGAUCCACAAUGGGUCGCAAAGCCCUCUUGAUGUUGAGGGGUUUAAUUUUGAUACCAUAUAUCGCCCAUGUUGAAUAAAUGACAAAGCAUUUAAACUAAUAUAUGCAUAGAAGCAACAAAAUGUAAGUGCUACAUUUAACAGUUCUCUAUUUGACCGAAGACAAAUUGUGGAAUAAAAUGAUAACUAAAAUGAGUUUUCGCAGGAAACAGUGUCAUGUGACUCCUUCUUGUGCGGGCGCUCGCGCAGUUGGGUCACCAAAGCUUACAAUGGUAAAAAUAUGGGUCCCUGAAGAAAAAGGUUGGGAACCACUGCCUUAAAUGAUGCAUGAACAAAGCAACCAAGAGUCCACCAAUUGCUGCAAUAGAGAUUUGAAUGUUUUUUGCUAAACGUACUUCCAUGUACACCUUUUAGCAGUUUUUUUAUUUUAUUUUUCAUACCAUACCAUACCAUACCGUAACAUGCAUACACACACAUGCAGUUGCAUUGCCGUGAAGUUCUUUGACCUGACAAUAUGCUGUCUGUCUGUCUUGUCUGUUUGUCGGGUCUGUGGCCUUAAGUCAUUUCGUUUGGGUGACGACGAGACAAAGAGUUUUGAUGCUAUUUGAUUGGGCUUUUGAGGAAAAUGCAGACACUGGCACGUUGUCGCAACCCAACAAUGAAAUCAUGUUUAAGUGACUUAUGCACUUUUGCCAUAUGAUUUAUUAAUACACUACAGUUUUUGUGAACAUGCAGAUUUUGAUUGUAUCCUCUCAUAGGAAUGUAUGGAUUUCUAACAGCUUUGCCAAGGUGUGCGCACACACACACACACACACGCACAUACAUGCACGCACAUACAUGCUUGCACACACACACACACGCAUACGCACACGCGCAUAUGCACACGCGCAUACGCACACGCGCACACUCACACGCACACACACACAUGCACAUACAGCAUCACAUGUUGUGUCUCAAGUAAUCAAAACUAAUAAGGAACUCAAACAAAUGAAUCAAGACUCUUUCAUUUGACUACGCUCAUGACCACAUCACCAGGCUGCUGUCUCUCCUCUCCUCACCCCAUCCCGACACCUGUGGUACUUCAGUAGUGUGGGCUUUCCAGACGUGAAUGUGUACCUCCUCCAAAAAAAACACUAGAGUUUGUCUUUGUUUUCCUGAUUUUUUUGUUUUUGUUUCGUUUGUUUCUUUGUUGACAUGACGCCUGGUUCUUGCAGAAGCAUACUGUUGCCAAACUCCAAAAGGGAUAACGCUGAGGACCUCUCAUCUCUGACCUGUGAGUGACAGGAGGCUACCUAGAGAUGUCGCAUGAGCUCACUGCUGUCUCGGGGGGAGCCCAACACACUAGUCCAGGGUUUCCUUUUGACACACACACACACCCACACCUACACCCAUGCUGAAAGCUGAAAUGUUCACUCCGUCACUUUACACAGAGUGUAGCCUUGUGAACUAAACAGAUCCGCCAAGCGUCAGAAACAAUUUUGGUCUAGUGCUGCACCAUUGGAGGUCAGACACAAAAGGACGUUUAACCUAUUUUCCCCCUAUUUGAAUCAUUAGGACUGGUUAGUCACUGUUUCUUUGGUUGGUCAUACAUAGGUUUCCCGAUUACAAACAUUUGCGCGUUGUGGAGGGAAAAGAUGCUAAUCAGCCAACCACCUGAGCUCAUUCUUUGAGUGACGGCAGUUUCCAACAAUCAGAGGUUGAAGAGUGCGCAGCCAGGGGUCUUUGCAAAUGGGAAACCCGUGUAUAUCUUGCAGAGGCAGUUUGGCCCCACCCACAGCCCUCAGCUGUCUGCACUGUGCAGUGUCAGACUAAGCUUUUUGUGUCACUGCUGCCACGCUCGACAGGCCUCACAGAGCGUUGAUGUUGAAUCGACGGAGAGUCCCUUAGCUGUCGUUUCUAUACAAAGCGAAUUACAGAUAUUAUUUUUUAUUCAGGGUACUGGUUACAGUCCCUGGAGCAAUGUGGGAUUAGAUGCCAUGCUCAAAGGCACUUCAGUUAUGGAUCGAGGUGUGGGGAGAGGUAAAGGUGGGAUUCGAACCUACAACCCCCAGAUUGAAAGACCACCUCAAGAUCACCGGGGCGUUGGGGGUUGAUUUGUGUUAAUCGAUAAUCAACGCCGAUUCAAUGUCUCUUUUUGCGAUCAGGGCCUACAGAAGUGAACGAUGUAGUGAACAUUUCAGACACAGCAACACACUCAACACACACACUGAGGAAAUGGCCAGUAAACACUACACCUUUACUCCAGCUUUCUUAACACUUUGUUUCAACACUACAUUAAAAAAGUCUAUUCGGUUUCUGCAACGUUCUUUUCUUUCAUGAUGCACAUCCUAAUGCCCAUCGACGAAGAACGGCCAGCAAAAAGACUCUAUUCUGUGUAAAGGAAACAAAAAAUCUCAGCGUUAACCUGAAAGAUUUCUUUCUACCAAACCAAGUAGAGCUGAUCAGCCUGUGCUUUGUUUGAAAGGACAUUUUGAUGGGGAUUGUGGGCUUUUUUUUUUUUUAUAAGAAAAAAAUGUGCUCAGAUUAAUUUAUUGAAAUGAACACUCAAACUGUUGUACAUUGACAAAAGCUAAGACGUUGAAGUGUCUAACAUGGCAGGUGUCUAUUAAAGUCACAUUUUGCUAUUUUA
This is a messenger RNA of Engraulis encrasicolus (European anchovy), 8037 nucleotides long. It is a transcript of the gene lrig1, whose product is annotated as leucine-rich repeats and immunoglobulin-like domains 1. The coding region runs from base 987 to 4439 and encodes 1150 amino acids. NCBI's taxonomy places the organism in Eukaryota, Metazoa, Chordata, Actinopteri, Clupeiformes, Engraulidae. Gene Ontology annotation, molecular function: protein binding. The record is from RefSeq and is a predicted model, not a curated record. The transcript is spliced from 18 exons.